UAAGCAAACACUGAUAUGAUAAUUAAUACGGAUUAAACAGAAACCUCCACUACCCACACCCCACUCCCAGCCCCCACCACCGCAAAAAAAAAGAAAAGAAAAAGAACAUGUAAAACAACUGAGAGUUGUAAAGAGAGACACAGAGAGUUGUAAAUUUGAUGUAUAUACUUGUAGAUAUCAUUGAAAAAAAACAAAUUAGGGGUUUUGCAGUGUUUUCUGUUCUUGAUUUAAUUUGAAACUCAUAUCUGAGUUGGGGACUUACAAAGCAAAAUAAAGCAGGAAAGCCAAUAAAAGGAAGUGUUGGAAAAAAAUUUCAUGCCAUUGCAAUGGCAAACAAAAGCUUGGGGGACAAUAGGACCAGGACUUCUGUGUCAAUAUUUAUUGUAGCUGGUCUCUGUUGCUUCUUCUAUUUGCUUGGAUCAUGGCAGAGAAGUGGCGUUGGGAAGGGAGAUAGUAUAGCUCUGGCAGUCACCAAGAGUGGUGAGAACUGCAAUAUCCUACCAAAUCUCAAUUUUGAGACUCGUCAUGGUGGCCAAGCAGGUAGUAUUGAUGAUUCAGGAACAGAAGUCAAAAAAUUUAAGCCAUGUCGUCCUCGUUACACUGAUCAUACACCAUGUCAAGAUCAAAAGCGUGCUAUGCACUUCCCAAGGGAAAAUAUGAUCUAUCGAGAAAGGCAUUGUCUGCCUCCAGAAAAGAAGUUGCAUUGCCUUAUUCCAGCACCUAAGGGGUAUGUCACCCCAUUUCCAUGGCCAAAGAGUCGGGAUUAUGUUCCAUAUGCGAAUGCCCCCUAUAAGAGCUUGACGGUCGAGAAGGCCAUUCAGAACUGGAUUCAGUAUGAAGGUAAUGUGUUUAGGUUCCCUGGAGGAGGGACACAGUUUCCUCAAGGAGCAGAUAAGUAUAUUGAUCAGCUUGCUUCAGUAAUCCCAAUUCAAAAUGGAACUGUUCGGACUGCUCUGGACACUGGUUGCGGGGUCGCAAGUUGGGGUGCUUAUCUCUGGAAAAGGAAUGUCAUCGCAAUGUCAUUUGCUCCACGAGACUCACAUGAAGCUCAGGUUCAGUUUGCUCUUGAAAGGGGUGUACCUGCUGUUAUUGGCGUCCUAGGAACAGUCAAAAUGCCAUAUCCAUCUAGGGCCUUUGAUAUGGCUCAUUGUUCUCGCUGUCUAAUCCCAUGGGGAGCUGCUGAUGGAAUCCUCAUGAUGGAAGUUGAUAGAGUUCUUCGACCUGGUGGCUACUGGGUGCUUUCUGGCCCUCCGAUCAAUUGGAAGACUAAUUACAAGGCCUGGCAACGCCCCAUGGAGGACCUUCAGGAAGAACAAAGGAAGAUUGAAGAGAUUGCCAAACUUCUUUGCUGGGAGAAGAAAUCUGAGAAGGGUGAGACUGCUAUUUGGCAGAAAAGGAUGGAUGCCGACUCAUGCCGUUCUACACAAGAAGAUUCUGAAGCUACACUUUGUAAAUCGACAGAUCCAGAUGAUGUCUGGUACAACAAAAUGGAAACAUGCAUAACACCAAGCAAAGGCAAUGGUGAUGAUGAAGGUCUAAAACCAUUCCCUGAGAGACUUUUUGCUGUUCCUCCAAGAAUUGCUAAUGGACUAGUUUCUGGAGUCUCCGUUGAGGCAUAUCUGGAAGACAACAAGAAAUGGAAGAAGCAUGUUAGUGCUUAUAAGAAAAUUAACAAACUCAUCGAUACAGGAAGGUACCGUAAUAUCAUGGACAUGAAUUCUGGACUUGGAGGUUUUGCUGCUGCUCUUCAAUCUCCCAAGUUGUGGGUUAUGAAUGUUAUGCCUACGAUAGCCGAGAAAAAUACCUUGGGAGUCAUAUAUGAACGUGGACUUAUUGGAAUUUAUCAUGACUGGUGUGAAGCAUUCUCUACGUACCCAAGGACUUAUGAUCUCAUUCAUGCUAAUGGUCUUUUCAGUUUAUACAAGGACAAGUGCGACUUUGAAGACAUUCUCUUAGAAAUGGACCGUAUUUUGCGGCCAGAAGGAGCUGUUAUUCUGAGAGAUGACAUAGAUGUUCUAAUUAAGGUAAAGAAGAUAAUAGGAGGUAUGAGAUGGGACUUCAAAUUGAUGGAUCAUGAAGACGGCCCCCUUGUUCCCGUAAAAAUACUGGUAGCAGUCAAACAAUACUGGACUGUGGGGGAUGAUAAUUCCACAUCCACACGAUAAGAUGCCAGUGAAGACUGUGAUGGUGCUCCUGAUCGAUGCCAUUUGUAUUGGAUCCAAGGACCAGUACUUCAAUCAUCAAAGUUCAAUCAGUAGCUUAGAACCUUCAAUGCAAGAAAUUUUUGGUCGAUGAGACGAGGCUAUUUGGUGUAUGUAUGUUUAACCUUCUGUAUUGAUGGAUCCAUAAAUUAUAUUGUAUGCUAUUAUGCUUUGUAAAACAUGCAUUCAUUUAUUUUUCUUUCCUCUCUUUGAAGCCCCACACUACAUGAUGGAUCUUUUCUGAAACUGUUGAUGUAUUCUUAAGAGCAUUUUCUUCCCUGAUGAAAAACAGAUCUUGUAAUGUGUUCAAUCAAGUGGGGAAUGAACACUUAGCUUUUCUGGUC
This is a messenger RNA of Solanum stenotomum, 2545 nucleotides long. Its product is annotated as probable methyltransferase PMT2. Bases 327 to 2165 code for a protein of 612 amino acids. Lineage: Eukaryota; Viridiplantae; Streptophyta; Magnoliopsida; Solanales; Solanaceae. The transcript is spliced from 7 exons. The record is from RefSeq and is a predicted model, not a curated record. Gene Ontology annotation, molecular function: methyltransferase activity. Gene Ontology annotation, cellular component: endosome; cytoplasm; trans-Golgi network.